CCUCCUUUUCUCUUUCACAGCAAAAGGCCACAGAAAAGAAAAAAAAAACGAAAGAUGGAGAAAAAAGACCAACCAAAACCACCUUUUGUUCAUCAUUUGAAUAUCAAUCUUUAUAAAGCUUAAGUUUUUUUUUUUUUUUAACCUUUCAAGGGAGCUUAUGCUAACCCUUUGAAGAUGGGUUUGAGAAAUCACAUGGCAGAAGAAAACAUCUUCUGCCUUCAAUCCCCAAAUUUCAUAGAAUGGCUUAAACCACAUAGCCCUUCCUCUUCUUCCUCUCCCUCCAUUUCCCUCUCUUCCUCUUCCUCUUCCUCUUCGUCGCUGAGAAACGAUCGGAAUUUUAUCUCUCGGACCAUCCAAUGUGUCGCGGGGUCAAAUCCUGACCAAGAAUGUUUCGCUUCUCGAUGCCUGCCUCUGUUCUUGGAGACGAAGGCUUCGAUGAAGAAGGAAGAAGAAGGGCAAUAUCUCGAAGUUAAGGAAGAGGAUGGAGAUAGGGAGAAAGUUGAAGUGGGUCUGCACAUUGGACUGCCGAACAUGGGCGAUGUCUUGGUGGCGGAGCGGAACAUGAAUGUUUGUGUCAAGAAAGAAGAGAGCGUCAAGAAAAGCUUCCCCAGUUUUAACACACAAGGAAGGUUUUGGAUCCCAACACCGGCGCAGAUCCUCGUCGGGCCGAUGCAGUUUGCUUGCUCUAUCUGCAACAAGUCCUUUAAUAGAUACAAUAACAUGCAGAUGCACAUGUGGGGGCACGGAUCCGAGUACAGAAAAGGGCCAGAAUCCCUCCGAGGGACGCAGCCAGCAGCAAUGCUGAGGCUGCCAUGCUUCUGCUGCGCCCAAGGCUGCAAGAACAACAUAAACCAUCCAAGAGCCAAGCCACUGAAGGACUUCAGAACCCUCCAAACCCACUACAAGAGAAAGCAUGGCUCCAAGCCCUUCAUGUGCAGAAAAUGUGGCAAAACUUUGGCUGUCAAAGGAGACUGGAGAACCCAUGAGAAGAACUGUGGGAAGCUUUGGUUCUGCACCUGUGGCUCAGAUUUCAAGCACAAGAGAUCCCUCAAAGACCACAUCAGAUCCUUUGGCAAAGGUCAUUCCCCUCUCUGCCCUGUCCUUGAAGAUCAUGAUAAAGAAUAUUGCCUCACUGCCUCUGAACAAGAAGAUGAGUAGUAGCUAGUAGUACUACUUCUUCACUCAUAGAGGGCUCAUCUUGAAAUUAUUAUCUUUUUUACGUGUUAUAAUCGCUUGUGCUCGGUAACAAAACAUUCUCUAAUAGCUCAGCAUAGGGACGAGAAAUUAUUCGAGGGGCUGAAACAAUGGGACAGGACAAAUGACGAUGACAUUGUGGCGGUCAGAUUGAAUAGUUUCUCCGAUAGAGCUCAAAAGGGAGCGAUUUGCUAGGGAGCACAUAGUGAUGAAAGUAAUUUAGGGUUUUUUUUUCCUAAUAAGUUGGGAUUGGCGAAAGUGAUGAAGUAGGUGAAUUUUCUUCUUAUCUUUCAUGGAGGAAAUUUGUCAGCUUCAUUGCCUUAUUAUAAAGUUUCAAUCUUUACUAUUGAAGGUUGAAAAACUAGACUUUUUUUUUUUUUUUUUGGAUUUUUAAUCAAAUGGCAUGGUAAUUAUUUUAGCUUUUUUCUGGAUCCAUGGUGGGUAGAGCUUUGAUAUGUCUGCAAAUUUGUGGGAACCAUGCAAAUCUUUUCAAUAUAAUUGCAUUGAGUUCGGA
Messenger RNA from Momordica charantia (bitter melon), 1708 nucleotides. Its product is annotated as zinc finger protein WIP3. Gene Ontology annotation, cellular component: nucleus. The record is from RefSeq and is a predicted model, not a curated record. Gene Ontology annotation, biological process: anatomical structure development; regulation of gene expression. Lineage: Eukaryota; Viridiplantae; Streptophyta; Magnoliopsida; Cucurbitales; Cucurbitaceae. Gene Ontology annotation, molecular function: DNA-binding transcription factor activity.